Molecule: messenger RNA, 3170 nt
Organism: Ochotona curzoniae (black-lipped pika)
Lineage: Eukaryota; Metazoa; Chordata; Mammalia; Lagomorpha; Ochotonidae
Gene: ACTN4
Product: actinin alpha 4
Exons: 21
Coding region: 145-2880 (911 amino acids)
Biological process (GO): muscle cell development; actin cytoskeleton organization
Cellular component (GO): Z disc; cell projection; cortical actin cytoskeleton
Molecular function (GO): actin filament binding; calcium ion binding
Source: RefSeq, a predicted model, not a curated record
GUGCGCAGGCGUGGCGGGCAGUGCGCAGGCGCAGGGCCGAGAGCGGGCUGAAGCUGCUGAAGCGGCGGCAGCGGCGGCUCCAGCAGAGGGGCGGGAGCUGAGGCGGGAGCGGACGGGCUGGUGGGCGAGCAAGAGGCCGGCGGAAUGGUGGACUACCACGCGGCGAACCAGUCGUACCAGUACGGCCCCAGCAGCGCGGGCAAUGGCGCUGGCGGCGGGGGUAGCAUGGGCGACUACAUGGCCCAGGAGGACGACUGGGACCGGGACCUGCUGUUGGACCCGGCCUGGGAGAAGCAGCAGCGCAAGACCUUCACAGCCUGGUGCAAUUCCCACCUGCGGAAGGCGGGCACACAGAUCGAGAACAUCGAUGAGGACUUCCGAGACGGCCUCAAGCUCAUGCUCCUGCUCGAGGUUAUUUCAGGGGAGCGGCUCCCCAAGCCGGAGCGGGGCAAGAUGAGAGUGCACAAGAUCAACAACGUGAACAAAGCGCUGGACUUCAUCGCCAGCAAAGGCGUCAAGCUGGUCUCCAUCGGGGCGGAAGAGAUCGUAGAUGGCAACGCGAAGAUGACGCUGGGCAUGAUCUGGACCAUCAUCUUGCGGUUUGCUAUCCAGGACAUCUCUGUGGAAGAGACCUCUGCCAAGGAGGGGCUCCUGCUGUGGUGCCAGAGGAAGACAGCUCCAUACAAGAACGUCAACGUGCAGAACUUCCACAUCAGCUGGAAGGACGGCCUUGCCUUCAAUGCCCUGAUCCACCGGCACAGGCCCGAGCUAAUCGAGUAUGACAAGCUGAGGAAGGAUGACCCAGUCACCAACCUGAACAAUGCCUUUGAGGUGGCCGAGAAAUACCUCGACAUCCCCAAGAUGUUGGACGCAGAAGAUAUUGUGGGCACUCUGAGGCCAGAUGAGAAGGCUAUCAUGACUUACGUCUCCUGCUUCUACCACGCUUUCUCGGGGGCUCAGAAGGCCGAGACCGCCGCCAACCGGAUCUGUAAGGUGCUGGCCGUGAACCAAGAGAAUGAGCACCUGAUGGAGGAUUAUGAGCGGCUAGCCAGCGAUCUGCUGGAGUGGAUCCGGCGUACCAUCCCCUGGCUGGAGGACCGCGUGCCGCAGAAGACCAUCCAGGAGAUGCAGCAGAAGCUGGAGGACUUCCGCGACUACCGGCGUGUGCACAAGCCACCCAAGGUGCAGGAGAAGUGCCAGCUGGAGAUCAACUUCAACACGCUGCAGACCAAGCUGCGCCUCAGCAACCGGCCCGCCUUCAUGCCCUCCGAGGGCAGGAUGGUCUCGGACAUCAACAAUGGCUGGCAGCACCUAGAGCAGGCCGAGAAGGGCUACGAGGAAUGGCUGCUGAACGAGAUCCGCAGGCUGGAGCGGCUGGACCACCUGGCUGAGAAGUUCCGGCAGAAGGCCUCCAUCCACGAGGCCUGGACUGACGGGAAGGAGGCCAUGCUGAGGCAGCGGGACUACGAGACGGCCACCCUGGCAGACAUCCGGGCCCUCAUCCGCAAGCACGAGGCCUUCGAGAGUGACCUGGCCGCACACCAGGACCGCGUGGAGCAGAUCGCGGCCAUUGCCCAAGAGCUCAACGAGCUGGAUUACUAUGACUCCCCCAAUGUCAACACCCGCUGUCAGAAGAUCUGCGACCAGUGGGACGCCCUUGGUUCUCUGACCCACAGCCGCAGGGAAGCCCUGGAGAAAACAGAAAAGCAGCUGGAGACCAUCGACCAGCUGCACCUGGAGUAUGCCAAGCGGGCCGCGCCCUUCAACAACUGGAUGGAGAGCGCCAUGGAGGACCUGCAGGACAUGUUCAUCGUCCACACCAUCGAGGAGAUUGAGGGCCUGAUCUCAGCCCACGACCAGUUCAAGUCCACUCUGCCUGACGCAGACCGGGAGCGCGAGGCCAUCCUGGCCGUCCACAGAGAGGCUCAGCGCAUCGCUGAGAGCAACCACAUCAAGCUGUCGGGCAGCAACCCCUACACCACCGUCACCCCGCAGAUCAUCAACUCCAAGUGGGAGAAGGUGCAGCAGCUGGUGCCCAAGCGGGACCACGCGCUGCUGGAGGAACAGAGCAAGCAGCAGUCCAACGAGCACCUCCGCCGCCAGUUCGCCAGUCAGGCCAACCUCGUGGGGCCCUGGAUCCAGACCAAGAUGGAGGAGAUUGGACGCAUCUCCAUCGAGAUGAAUGGGACCCUGGAGGACCAGCUGAGCCACCUGAAGCAGUAUGAGCGCAGCAUCGUGGACUACAAACCCAACCUGGACCUGCUGGAGCAGCAGCACCAGCUCAUCCAGGAGGCCCUCAUCUUUGACAACAAGCACACCAACUACACCAUGGAGCACAUCCGCGUGGGCUGGGAGCAGCUACUCACCACCAUCGCCCGCACCAUCAAUGAAGUGGAGAACCAGAUCCUGACGCGCGACGCCAAGGGUAUCAGCCAGGAACAGAUGCAGGAGUUCCGGGCCUCCUUCAACCACUUUGACAAGGACCACGGUGGGGCGCUGGGGCCCGAGGAGUUCAAGGCCUGCCUCAUCAGCCUGGGCUACGACGUGGAGAAUGAUCGGCAGGGUGAUGCCGAGUUCAACCGCAUCAUGAGCGUGGUUGACCCCAACCACAGUGGCCUCGUGACCUUCCAAGCCUUUAUCGACUUCAUGUCGCGGGAGACCACGGACACAGACACAGCCGACCAGGUCAUCGCCUCCUUCAAGGUCCUGGCUGGAGACAAGAACUUCAUCACAGCUGAGGAGCUGCGGCGAGAGCUGCCCCCUGACCAGGCCGAGUACUGCAUCGCCCGCAUGGCACCCUACCAGGGCCCAGACGCAGUGCCUGGCGCCCUCGACUACAAGUCUUUUUCCACAGCCCUGUAUGGCGAGAGCGACCUGUGAGGUCCCCAAGACCCUGAGCACCCCCUCCCCAUGCCUCCCGGAGGGGCUGGGGAGCAGCACCCCUCUUCUGACUCUGUAUCUAUGCAAAGCACUCUGUCAGUCCUUCUGGGGGUGGGCAGGUGGCCAGGGAGGGGCUGGGGCGGGCUCUCUCCUCUCUCUCUGCAGGUUGGCCAGCAGGGGCUGCCACAGCUAUCGGGGUGGGUUGAGGGCUCCUGGAUCUGGGGAGUGUAACCGAUGGGGCAUUGUGCUUUUCUAACCCACAUGAGGACAACGGAGUUGUCCCCUAACCC